AUGGGAAAGAACAAGAGAGAAAGCAAGAAGAAGGAGGAGUCAGAGGAGGAAGAGGAGGAAGAACAAGAAGAGGAGGAGGAAGAGGAGGAAGAGGAGGAGGAAGAGGAGGAAGAGGAGGAGGAGAAGCCUCAAAAGGGCAAGGGUAAGAAGGACUCGAAGCCCCCCCCAAAGAAGAAAUCUAAGAAGGAGGAAGAGGAGGAGGAAGAGGAGGAGGAGGAGGAGGAGGAGGAGGAGGAGAAACCGAAGGGCAAGAAAAAGGGAUCGGCCAAGUCCAGCUCAGGCUUUGAAGACGAGGAACUCGAUUGCAAGGAUUGCGGAAACAAAUUCAUCUUCAGCGCUGGAGAACAAGAAUUCUAUCAGUCAAAAGGCUUCGACAACAAACCCAUGAGGUGCGAGGAAUGCAAGAAAGCCAAGAAAGCUCGUUUCAAUGACGGCGGCGAUCGCGGUGGCGGACGUGGUGGCGGACGCGGAGGAAGGGGCCGUGGCGGCGGGGGCCGUGGUGGCGGCGGUAGAGGAGGGCGCGGCGGCGGCGGCGGCGGCGGAGGAGGCGGCGGCGUUUGCUAUGCCUGGCAGAAGGGAGAAUGCACUCGUGGCGAUUCUUGCCGCUUCUCUCACUCCUAGAGCCUGAGGGAUCGAAGGAGCAAAUGUUGCAGAAUCCUUGUGCUAAUGGUGCACGUGCAAUUUUGAGAAGUUUGUUCGCUGAAUCAUAGAUUAGCUUGUAGAACAAUUUUCCCAUUUUCUUUUGUAACAAUUUGCCAUAUGAAUAAAUUCAAGAAAUGC
Molecule: messenger RNA, 780 nt
Organism: Guillardia theta CCMP2712
Lineage: Eukaryota; Cryptophyceae; Pyrenomonadales; Geminigeraceae
Exons: 1
Coding region: 1-621 (206 amino acids)
Molecular function (GO): metal ion binding
Source: RefSeq, a predicted model, not a curated record